This is a messenger RNA of Didymodactylos carnosus, 951 nucleotides long. NCBI's taxonomy places the organism in Eukaryota, Metazoa, Rotifera, Eurotatoria, Philodinida, Philodinidae. The record is from the annotation of a GenBank genome assembly.
AUGAGUUCCGAUACAAGUUCCACAUCCGGCUUUAAAUCAUGGGAUCUAACACCGUAUGAACAACAACGUAAACCACAUGAAUUAUUACGUGAUGAAGAACUAUGUAUUAGUCCAAAAUCGUUACAAAGUGAACUAACGUGUCCAAUAUGUUUAGAUUUACUACGUAACACUCGAACAACAAAAGAAUGUUUACAUCGUUUUUGUUGUGAUUGUAUUGAAACAGCGCUGAGAAGCGGCAACAAAGAAUGUCCAACAUGUCGAAAAAAAUUAAUAUCAAAACGUUGCUUAAGACGUGAUCCAAAUUUUGAUGCCCUUAUUAUGAAAUUAUUUCCUUCACGCAAUGAUUUAGAUGAAUUUCAUGAAAAAGUUUUAGCAUCAAAAUCAAAACUAAAGAGUUUAUCAUCAAAACUAACUUCUUCGUCAACAGAUGAUAUAACGACAGGAGAUAAUAAAUCAAAGCGUCGAUCUUUACCAACAACAAGCGUUAACACCAAAAGCAAUGAUAGUGGUGAUGAUGUGACGAACAAAAAACAAAAACGUCGACGAAGUACAUCAACGGAUGAUCAACAGGGUAACAAGAAAAAGAAAUCAAAUGAUAUUGAAGUAUUUUUAAAACCCCAUCCCGUCGAACAUAUUCAUCAAACCCAAAAUCAGCGUAUGAUUAUAACAUCAACAAAUGCUACAAUGAAUCAUUUAUCAAAAUAUUUGAAUCUUCGUAUUAAAAUUGAAAAAGGGAGUUUAGCAUCAUCGACAAAUAUCAACACUCGUAUACAUGAUACUGAUGAAUAUAAUUUUGCAUUUUAUAUCCAGCAAAAAACGGCAGCAACGACAUCAUCCCACGAUUCGUUUGUUUUAAUUGAAAAUUCAACGACGCUCGACAAAGUGGUUGAUAAAUACUGGAAAGAUACUGACAAACCAUGGGACAUCUAUUACAAAACUGUAGAUAAAUAG